AUGCUUUCAUUGCGAAUUCUAUCUUCAGCACUGCUGCUGGCAGGAUCAGCAUUCGCAGGUCUGGACAAUGAGACCAGUCCCACACAUGUCUUCAGAUCGAGGCCAGACUUGCAUGCACCCAUGCUUGAGAUGACCCUUUUAAGGCCGGAGCUGGUCGCGCCAGGAUACAUAAUGCUCGCACCAUACCGAAACGUGGAUCCGGGACCGUAUAUUUACGACAACUGGGGACAACUAGUCUGGUCCGGCGCUGGUUCGAGCGGACCCAAGACUGCCCACGCACCGCAUACCUGCGACUACAAGGGAGAAGAACAUCUUUGCUACUUCCAAGGAGAACAACACCAAGGCUUCGCUCGAGGUCAUGGAGUCAUCAUGGACAAACACUAUCGCAUCGUCAAGACAGUCGAAAGCUCUGGAGCAGGCGCAUCGAGCGACAUGCACGAAUUCAGAUUGACACCAUACUCGAAUGGUACCACCGCUCUCAUGACUGUCUACCAACCGAGACAAUACGACUUGACGACCAACCCGAAGUUUCAAAUCCAGAAUGGCAUGGGUUGGAUCGUUGAGGGUGUCUUCCAAGAGAUUGAGAUCGAUACUGGCAGAGUGGUGUUUGAGUGGAGAAGUACGGAUCAUCUCGAUCCCAGCUUGACCUACACAUUUCCUGGAAGAACAGACACGUCAGGAAAUGGUCUGACCGAAAAGACUCCUUGGGAUUAUUUCCACAUCAACUCUAUCGACAAGAAUCAGGACGGCGACUACCUGAUCUCGGCCAGACACAUGGCUGCAAUUUACAAACUGUCCGGUGUAGACGGAUCAAUCAUGUGGGAGAUGGGUGGUGCAAACCCAACUUUCCACCAGACCAAUUUCAACUUCUCUUCUCAGCAUCACGCUCGCUGGGUCAGUGAGAAUGAGACCCACACAAUCUUGACCUUCUACGACAACGCCAGCAAUGGCUUCAACAGAACAGACAAAUUUUCUCACGGUUAUGUCGUAUCAAUCGACCACAUUGCAAACACUGCAACUAUGAUCAAGGAAUAUGGCGCUCCUGAAUCCUCUGGUGGCAUGCUUUCCGGAUCUCAGGGUAACAUGCAGAUCCUUCCCAAUGGCAACGUCCAUCUUGGUUGGGGCGAGCACCCUUACUUCAGCGAGCACACAGCAGAUGGAUCGGCUGUCAUGUACGCAAAGGUCGCAUAUCGCGCAAGUAACGUCAUGAUUUACCGCUCGCACAAGUUUCCCUGGGUCGGUCAGCCAUUGACCAAGCCUGCUCUCUGGACAUAUUCCAAGACUAACGAUGAGAAAUCUGGCAUGGUCUUUUAUGUAUCCUGGAAUGGUGCGACCGAAAUCGCAUCUUGGAACUUCUAUGCCAGUGCGAACAGAAGCGGACCUUUCAACUUGGUUGGAAACACCAAGAAGACUGGAUUCGAGACGACCAUGCGCUACAAUAAUGUUACGACUUGGGGCUUCGCCGAGGCUCUGGACAAGGACGGAAAUGCUCUCGAGCGCAGUGUCAUCCAGAAGACCUUUGUACCAAGCGUCACACUUCGCGAUUUCUGUGAUGAGUGGGCUUGCGGAAAGGCCGAGCCAAUUCGUGAUGAGGACGCUCACUACGAUCCCUACAGCCAAGUCAAGGCUGAGUACCUGAGCAACAACCGCGGUUUCAACACAAGCGCAUACUAUGCCGAGCUGCCUGAGACUGCCGCAGAGCAUGAAGCUGCAGAGACAGAGAUCAAGGCACAACACCAGCGAGCUGUCAAGGCUAGAAUGUUGGUCGGUGUUCUUGGUGUCACCGCUGGUAUCGGAUUCGCAAUUUUCGUCCUAAUCCUUGCCCGCAAGCAAAUAUCAGGCGCCAUGCCCAUCUCUUUCGUCAGGAGAGUCUCUGAUGUCAGAGAUGCCAUCAGCGCAAAGCUUCUGGGCAAAAAGUACAUUCAGGUCGAUGAAGAAGAGAAGUUCUCUGAUCGAUCAUAA
Messenger RNA from Aureobasidium pullulans EXF-150, 1962 nucleotides. RefSeq lists its product as uncharacterized. NCBI's taxonomy places the organism in Eukaryota, Fungi, Ascomycota, Dothideomycetes, Dothideales, Saccotheciaceae. Bases 1 to 1962 code for a protein of 653 amino acids. The record is from RefSeq and is a predicted model, not a curated record. The transcript is spliced from 2 exons.